AUGGCCAGAACAUUGAGGAGCAGUGUCUGUAGCACCAACUUCAGUGAGGCCAAGAGACAUGAGCGGCAUGCUGGGAACUUCAGAGAGGUGCAGCCUCCACCAUACAAUCCUGAGUCCAUGAACCUCGAUGUCAGUACUCCAGUUCCCACUUUUUCAUUGCAGAAAAGUGGUGGGAGGUUCGGAUUUGCAGCUUUGACCACCACACCUAUCAUCCCUCCUGGUGUGGAGCCCAGUCCUCAAGCCUCUAACAACUCAUAUCUCGCUACUAUGGGAAUGAAUGUUACCGAAAAAUGCAAUAAGAACACUUUCAUUGAUUAUGCUAACAGUUCCCAGUGUCCACUUGCUGCUAUCUUGUCAGAGCACAACCUGGACCCAGCCCUAUGCAAGGAGGAUGCCGUUAGCCAAGCACUUUGUGCAGGACUGGUAGGAUCUGACCUGGAGGACAGCAAAUCCAGCAGUAGCAACAUAGAUGGCAUUGAUGACACAGAAGAUGGAGACGAAGGAGAUAAUAACAAAUCACAAUUUGGAUUUUCGGCUGAAGAACUACCCACUCAGACUCAAAUUGCUCGCCCUCUCACACCAGAUUUUGAAUUCCAAUACUCACGCAAUGAAGAUGAUGAUACUUCCCGGAUGCAUCUCAACAAUACCAACCAGUCUCUGGACACCUUGCAAAGAGUGCAGAGGGAACAAGCAGGCCCUCAGACUACUACCUCGAACCUCCCUGAUGACGUAUUGAAGCGCCAUCAUGAUAAAAAUGGUCAGCCCCGCCUUCCCAACCCUGAAUCGCUCCAGCUGCUGAAUCAAGUGGCAGAGUUGGUCAAUGCUGGGAGUCAGUCGAGAUCCAAGAGAUCAAAGGGAUCUGAAAGUGGGCCAAGGCCUGACCAACUGGCUUGGUACGGGCCACGCUGGAAAAGUUUCCUCGAGGAGGCUAAAGGAGAGUGUCGCGCUCAGCAUGCCCUAGAAAACCCUUUCCCACCAUUAGUCAAGGGGAUGCCAGGAACCAUCUCUGAGGUUCUAGUUUUGGUUUUGGUUGCAUGGGACAAGAGUGGUAGACAAUUCAAGGCUGAUCUGAAGAAAACUGCAAUAAGCAUCACACCAUUAUCAUACUCACUUUUGCCUCUGCCUUCCAUUCCUCCUCAACAAUGUGCGACCUGGGUCAAAAGGGCCCCUAAAGAUUUACUCAAGGGUGGUUCAUUUUUACGCUUCGGAAAAGACCAAAAUGGGAAAAUGAGGAAUUUGGCCCAUCCUGCCCUCUGUGACACCUGCAUAGCCUUUCUUUACACAGGGCCUUACCAGAUUGCAUGGAGGCAGCCAGAGAAGUUCCACAUGCAAUUACCCAUAUUGUGUUUGGCCUUAGUUGCCACAGUGUUCCACUGUGUUUUUGAUGGUCUUGAGAAGAACGGGAAUGGUAAAUGUUAUUCCAAUUUUUCCUUGAAGGAAUACUCUCCCAUCUACCACAAAAUGAUCCAAAUCAUCAAAGAUACCCUCAAGGACAAAUAUCAUGGCCCUAGAUUGUUAACACAACUUCGAGAAUGGGCUGAAGCUGGAUGGGCUGAAAAUAUCAAGCUCAACAGUGGUGCAGCAGAGGCGAAACACAAUGAUCUCCAGGUCGUCCUGGACUAA
Suillus bovinus is the source of this 1623-nucleotide messenger RNA. RefSeq lists its product as uncharacterized. Lineage: Eukaryota; Fungi; Basidiomycota; Agaricomycetes; Boletales; Suillaceae. The transcript has 9 exons. The coding region runs from base 1 to 1623 and encodes 540 amino acids. The record is from RefSeq and is a predicted model, not a curated record.